CCAAGAGGAAGUGACUGGAAGUUCCGCCAUCCCAUCAUUCUCGAUGUAUCUCGGCUGCCUCGUGGUCAGGAAGCCAUGGAAGGAGACUAGUGCCUAGUAUUUGCGGAACCUGAAAACUUCCUUAAGCUGCAGUUGCUGUGCUGGCCUCCUAGGACAUUCAGCAGCUGGUCCUGUUGCCUUCCAGGUCUCCAUAUGCUCAGUCAACUCUCCAUAACUGUAAAUCAACACUAAGAGCACUAGAAGGUUAAAGGUCAAGGAGACUCUCACAAAGGAUCCAGAACUUGAAUGUUUGCUCCUCACCAAGAAUCUGGGAGAAGAACAACUAAAAGAAUGAGUGCUUCUCUGGAAAACACUGCACAGUUUUUCAUUACAGUGUCUAUUAACCUUCAAGGAUGUGUUUUUGGACUUCUCAUCAGAGGAAUGGGAAUGUCUCAAUUUUGCUCAGAGGACAUUGUACAUGGAUGUGAUGUUGGAGAAUUACAACAAUCUGUUGUUUGUGGAAAAUCACUGCAUAUGUGGAAACUAUGAGAAGGAGAAGGUCUUGGAACAAGACACACAGCACAUUUUCAAUGAGCAUGGGCAUAUCCAAGAGAAGUCUUUUAAAUGUAAUGAGUCUAACAAUAUAAUUCAUGAAUCCUCCCAAAGUACACCUCAUAAAACUAACCACAGAGAUGCCACUCUUCAAUCUUCAAACCUAAAAAGACAUAAAACUCGGACCACUAAAGAAGUUUGCACAUAUAAAGACUGUGUAAACCGUUUAAAGGUGUCUUCUACCAUUAGUCUCAAUCAAGGAACCCACAUAGAGAAGAAAGAACACAACAGAAAUAAAAAUCUUGAUGAGGUUUUGGUUUCUAAACAUAAACCCAUUGUGAGACAAAACAAUAGUGAAAUGAACACUUACACUUGUGGUGAAUUUGACAAAUGCUUUACUCAGAGUGACAAUCUUCAAAGUCAGCAGAGAAUUUAUCCAUUAAAGAAAUCUUACAAAUAUAGUGAAAGUGACAAAUGCUUUACACAAAAGUUCUAUCUUGGUAUCCAUCAGAAAAUUCAUACUGGAGAGAAAUUUUAUAAAUGUAAUGAAAGUGACAAAUGUUUUAAACACAAAUUCAAUCUUAGUAUGCAUCAGAGAAUUCAUACAGGAGAGAAAACUUACAAAUGCAUUGAAUGUAACAAAUGCUUUAUGCAACAAUCCCUUCUUAGUAAUCAUGAGAGAAUUCAUACAGGAAAGAAGCCUUACAAAUGUAGUGAAUGUGACAAAUGCUUUACCCACCAAGUUAGUCUGAGUAUUCAUCAGAGAAUUCAUUCAGAAAAGAAACCUUCCAAAUAUAGUGAGUGUGAAAAAUGCUUUACCCACAAAUUUAAUCUGAGAACACAUCAGACAAUUCAUACAGGAGAGAAACCUUACAAAUGCAGUGAAUGUGACAAAUGCUUUACCCACCAAGUUAGUCUGCGUAUUCAUCAAAGAACUCAUUCAGGAGAGAAACCUUACAAAUGUACUGAAUGUUACAAGUGCUUUGCUUAAUAAUGCAGUCUGAGAAUUGAUCAGAGAAUUCAUAGAGGAGAGAAACCUUACAAAUAUAGUGAAUGUGAUAAAUGCUUUACCCAAAAAUACCAUCUGAAAAGUCAUCAGAGAAUUCGUAAAUGAGACAAACCUUACGAAUGUUGUAUAUGUGACAAAUGCAUUACCACAACCUCAGUGUAAGAAAUUGUCAGAGAUGUCAUAUAGUGGAGAAAAUUUAAAAGUGAAAUGAAUGAGGGAAUCCUUUAUGAAGAAAUAUCAUCUAGAAAUUCAUACAAAAUAGUUGUAGGAGAGAAAACCUUUCAAAUGUAUUGAAGAUGUGAAUCCUUUAGUUUUGGCCUAUCUCUUAGAAUUUAACAGAGAAAAUAUUCAGCCAAGAAUCUUAACAAAUAUAAUGUAUGCAGAAAUAUCUUUGACUUUAUUUCAGGUUAAAGAAAACAUAUAAACAUUUUUUUAUGAGGAAAGUAUUUCUGCUGGGAAAAAUGUGGCCUAUGUUUUAUUUAGGGUGUAUUCUUUGCAAUACUUACAUCUCUACAAUGAGAAUCAGAAUGAUCAUGAAAAUCUUAUGAAAAUCUUCUCACAAUGUGUAUGUCUUAGAUAAUGUCAACUAUUUAUGCUGAGAGAAACUCUGAAAAUGUGACAAUAUAGGAAAGCUUUCAUUAAACUUUUACUUGUUCACUCUCAAAUAUUAUAAGAUCAAGAUAAGUGGGGAAGCCAUACGACUAUAGUAUUGUGUAACCCUUUCAUGGAGACAGAAAUAAUAAAUUUCAAAGGGAAUCUAAUUAAGGUAUAUACUACACUCCUAAAAGUAUCUAAUAAAACAGGCAGCAAUCUGUAUAUAUAAUUGAAAUGAAAAAGUUCAGGCAAAUUGUACUUAAAAUUGUAUUUGACAAAGUGAACCCCAAGACUGCAUUUCCUUAUCCAAUAUUUAUACCUACAGAUGUGAAGUUUGCUUUGAGUAUCCAGUAUUCAUAAUUUUUCUAUCAAGUAUUGGUUUCUUGUUUCAAGAUAACAACUGAUUUAUGACCCCCUUUUGUUCUAGUCAACAACUCCUUCACUAAUGUAUUGUAAAUAAAGCUGAAUGAUUCACCAAU
This is a messenger RNA of Mus musculus (house mouse), 2613 nucleotides long. It is a transcript of the gene Zfp979, whose product is annotated as zinc finger protein 979. The record is from RefSeq and is a predicted model, not a curated record. The transcript is spliced from 5 exons. Gene Ontology annotation, cellular component: nucleus. NCBI's taxonomy places the organism in Eukaryota, Metazoa, Chordata, Mammalia, Rodentia, Muridae. Bases 458 to 1522 code for a protein of 354 amino acids. Gene Ontology annotation, biological process: regulation of DNA-templated transcription.